AAAACAUUUAAGGAAUUAUGACAUUAAUCCUAGCAAAACUGCAAUGCAAGGCGAAUUAGAUAGAGAAGAAGAGGUUGUCGUCGGAGAUGGAGUUCCAUGUCCUCCGACGGAAGAAGCUUCAGAGUUAGCUGGCGGAGCACAAUCUUCUCCCGUAGCUAAAGGUCGAGCUUCACGACGGCGUCGAAAACGAAAAAGAGUCAGACAUGAAGAAGAGGAGGAUGAAGAGCCUGAAAUGGUGCAUGAGCCUGACCUCGAAGAUGACUGCGCCGUGUAUGGUGAUGAAGACUGUGAUGCUAUUGAUGAUGCAGUUGGCGGUGGAGAUAACGAUGUUGUUGAUGAUGCAGUUGAUGGUGGGGACAACGAUGAUAAUGGUGGUUUAGCUGUGGAAGAGAAUGUUAACAUGGAAGAAGAUUUUCCCGAAGCUUUAAGAGGAGACGAAGGUGGUACUGAUUCUGACAGUGGGGAUGAUAUCUGGGAGGAUGAGAAGAUUCCAGAUCCUUUGUCAUCGGACGACGAAGAUGAAGACAGAGCCGAAGAAGAGGGAAAUCAAAGUGAAGAAGAGGAUCCAGAGGUGUUGCUAGCUCUGGCGAAAACUUUCAACACUCCUGAUGACUUCAAGCUUGCUCUUUUGAGAUACUCCUUAAAGACAAGGUAUGACAUUAAACUUUAUAGGUCUGAAGCUUUGAUAGUUGCUGCUAAGUGUUGCUAUGUUGGUGAUGAUGGUAUUCCUUGUGGUUGGAGAGUCUAUUGUUCUUAUGAGAAAAGAAAACAUAAGAUGCAAAUAAGAGCCUAUGACAGUGAGCAUAUCUGUGUUAGGUCAGGCUAUUCUAAGAUGUUGAAGCGGUCCUCAAUUGCAUUAUUGUUUGAGGAAAGGCUGAGAUGUGCUAAGGCGAAGACCAAAGUGCUGAGAGCAAGACAUGCUAGUCAUGAUGAUCACUUUUCAAGAAUAUGGGAUUAUCAAGCUGAGGUUUUAAAGCAGAAUCCAGGGACAGAGUUUGAGAUAGAGACAGUUCCAGGGCCUGUUAUUGGAAGCAAGCAGAGGUUUUAUCGGUUAUAUAUAUGUUUUAAUUCUCAAAAGGAUUCUUGGAAGCAAACUUGUAGACCUGUGAUAGGAAUCGAUAGAGCCUAUCUGAAAUGGGAUAUAAAGGGUCAUCUUCUUGCUGCUGUUGGAAGGGAUGGCGAUAAUAGGAUUGUUCCUAUAGCUUGGGCAGUUGUAGAGAUAGAAAACGAUGAUAAUUGGGACUGGUUUAUGAGACACCUCUCUGCUAGCUUGGGGCUCUGUGAAAUGCAACAUCUAGCUAUCAUCUCAGAUAAACAAUCGAGUCUAUUCAAAGCUAUCCAUACCAUACUCCCAGAAGCUGAGCAUCGACAAUGUUCAAAGCAUAUAAUGGACAACUGGAAGAGGGACAGCCAUGAUAUAGAACUAACACGUCUCUUUUGGAAGAUUAGCCGCAGUUACACCAUAGAAGAGUUCAACAAUCAUAUGGAAGAGCUUAGGAAGUACAAUCCUCAAGCUCAUGCAAGUCUGCAGCUUACUAGUCCAAUGACAUGGUCAAGAGCCUUCUUUAGAAUAGGGACUUGCUGCAAUGACAACCUCAAUAAUCUGAGUGAGUCUUUUAAUAGGACUAUUAGACAGGCUAGGAGAAAGCCUUUGCUAGAAGACAUCCGGAGGCAAUGCAUGGUCAGAACUGCAAAGAGGAAGUGGCAGAUGGUGGGGAUCCCUUGUAUUCAUGCGGCAUCUGUGAUAAUAGGCAAAAGAGAGAAGGUUGAAGACUAUGUCAGCGAGUAUUAUACAAAGGCGCCAGAAGUGCUUGCAACAUUUCCUAGUCAAGCUCAUCCUGGAUCACAAGGACAAGUGCAAGGCUCACAAGGAACACACACGGCUCUUGGCUCACAACAAGGAUCACAACCUCAUUUUGCAUCACAAGGAUUACAAGCUACAUCAGGUCAUCAAUCACACGAUGCACAAGCUCAUCAAACGCAUGGAGCAGAGUCACAAGGUCAACCAGAAGGACAGGGGCUUAGUAGAUUUGCAUCAUGGUUUCAGUGUUCCAAUUGAUGAAGAUUUUCUGAAGUUUUUUUUGUUUCUGAACAAAACCUUUCUAUUGGAGUAUUUUGGUCUGUUUGAACCUAACUUCUUGUUGUUUGGUUCUUCUAUGACUUGUAUUGUUCUUUUUGUUUAGUUGUAUGAAUGGUUGUUGGUCUUUCUGACAUAACUCUUAU
Arabidopsis arenosa is the source of this 2223-nucleotide messenger RNA. NCBI's taxonomy places the organism in Eukaryota, Viridiplantae, Streptophyta, Magnoliopsida, Brassicales, Brassicaceae. The record is from the annotation of a GenBank genome assembly.